This is a messenger RNA of Cimex lectularius (bed bug), 2908 nucleotides long. It is a transcript of the gene Wdr24, whose product is annotated as GATOR complex protein WDR24. Lineage: Eukaryota; Metazoa; Arthropoda; Insecta; Hemiptera; Cimicidae. The record is from RefSeq and is a predicted model, not a curated record. Gene Ontology annotation, molecular function: protein binding. Gene Ontology annotation, biological process: positive regulation of TOR signaling. The transcript has 12 exons. The coding region runs from base 390 to 2576 and encodes 728 amino acids.
GUACAUUUGAUUGCCAUGAACAACUGCGGCACCUACUCCAUUGUUGGAUUUGUAUUCGUCAGUGAAAAUAAAAUCAGCAACAAGGGUUGCUUUAACUCUUAGGAAUUCCUGUUUUACUCAUGUAUUGAUGUGCUAUUGCUGUAUUGCUAGCUUUUAAAGUUUUAUUGCCUCUCACUACAUUUUAAAACGGUCGGGGUUUAAAGUUUGAACCGCACUCUGCGGGAAUUUGAACGUAGUGUUCUGUAAGUAUGUGAAAGAAGAAAUGAGUCGAGCCUUCACUCAACCUUCGAUGAAUGUGUUACUUUUUUUGUAACGUGACACCGGCGGCGCCUGUUUUCGUACUGGACUGUUUUCGUCCUGGCCCUUUUCCCUUGAAAGGAUGAACUACAAUGUCCAAAACGAUAUACGUCGUCCAAGAAGGGCCGGCCAACGCUUUGGCACUAAAAAAAGACAACUCCCAAGUUGUUAUCGCUGGAAGGAACGUUUUUAAGAUAUUCUCCAUUGAGGAGGACGAGUUCGUUGAAAGGAGCAAUCUAAGAGUUGGGAAAAACUUGAAUCUCAAUUUUUCCUGCAACGAUGUAGCAUGGAACAGUAUUGAUGACCACAUUUUGGCCACUGCCGCUACGAAUGGGGCUGUUGUGGUGUGGAACUUGAACCGUCCUUCGAGGUCGAAGCAAGAGCAUGUCUUCGCCGAUCAUAAGCGCACUGUUAACAAAGUUAGUUUUAAUCCGGCUGAGCCUUCAUGGUUGAUAUCUGGAUCGCAAGAUGGUACAAUCAGAACGUUUGAUCUCAGGACGAAAUCCUCCACAAAUAUUUUCUUCAGUAGUAACACGGAGAGUGUGAGGGAUGUUCAGUUUUGCCCAAAUUCCCAUAUGAGCUUUGCAUGUGUGUCGGAAAAUGGCAAUGUCCAGACCUGGGAUAUGAGGAAGCCUGACAAAUGCGUUUUGCAGUUUACAGCUCAUAGCGGCCCAAUUUUCGCAUGUGACUGGCAUCCCGACUGUCCUUGGUUAGCCACCGCUUCAAGAGACAAAACCAUCAAGGUUUGGGACAUGUCGUGCAAACCGAUUCUGGAGUAUACGAUCAACACUAUUGCAUCAGUGGGCAGAGUGAAGUGGAGGCCACAGCACAAAUACCACAUCGCAUCUGUAGCUUUAGUCGUGGACUGUUCAGUUAAUGUUUGGGACGUCCGUAGGCCGUACAUCCCUUAUGCGGCAUUCACAAAGCACAAAGAUGUGGCGACUGGUAUCUCUUGGCGUGGCGACCCAAAUAUCUGCCUCACCACAAGUAGAGAUUCUACAUUAUACCAACAUGUCUUUAAUGAUGCCUCUUACCCUGCAAUGCAUGCAAACCCCCAAGCGUUGGAUAUCAGCCCGAUGGGUCAUGUUGCAUUUGCCUGUAGGCUCAAUGUUGUUCCAAAGCAAAGCAAAAUACAAGGUAUCCUCAGAAGAAGCAAUAAUUCCUCCGAAGAGUUUUGGCAAGCAACAAGUAUACUAAACAUUUUUAGCAGGGACAUUAACAAAGAAACAGACUGGCUGCAUACCUGCGCCAAAGAAUAUAUUCUUACUGGAAAACCUUUGGGAGAAUUAUGCGAUCAUAAUUCAAAUGUAACACGACGGAUGGGUAGAUUAGCAGUGAGUUUACUCUGGACAAUGGUCAAAACCCUUUACACAAAUAAAAAUGUAGAGGUAGGCUUCCAGACACCCUCUAGAGAGGAAACCAUUGAGAAUGAUGAUAAACGAGAAAAGAUGAAAGAGAACAACGCUGUAGGUGAUUCAGGAGUCAGCGAUGAAAUGAGCGGCACCCUUGGUGAUUCUGUCGGGGAUUUCUUCUUCGGGGAUUCUGAAAUGGAUCCUUUAAGCAUGGAUUUUGAAAUAAACGGCCUUGAUGGUUUGAUAUCUCAGGAUUGGACAUUACCGACGGAAGCGUUUCCUUUGAGGCAUGAGAUACAGGACAGGUCUCCCCCACCAGAACAGUUUCCAAAUCACGAUUCACCAGAUCAGAAUGAUGACGGGUUUUCAGAAAAUCCUAUAAAUUCCACUGAUAACUGGAAUCUUCUUGGUCAAGUCGCACCCAUCAAGUUGAACAGCUGGGAUCAUUGUCAAAUCUUGGCUGAAGCACUGAAAGCUCACGCGGAGAUGGGAGACGUCCAGACACCUGUUUGCAUUUUAACUGCAUUGGGAGAAAAAAGAUCUUCGUUAUUGGCCCACAUCGAAUUGCAUUCUCAAGAGAUUUGGGUCCUAUCGUAUGUAGAACUUCUGUCACAGCAGAGGCUCUGGACCCAAUCAAAUGAAAUAAUUAAGCUUUCUUGGCUUCCAUGCGUAUCGCAAAUGAAUCAGAAAUCAACCACUGUCUACACAGGUUGUAACCAGUGUGACAAACCGUUCGUGCAAGGAGGCUGGAGGUGUCCUAAAUGCGACACCGCCAUUGUCUGCAGCGUCUGCCAUCAGGUUGUACAUGGAUUGUACGUUUGGUGCCAAGGGUGUAUGCAUGGUGGCCACCUGGCGCAUAUGAAGGAGUGGUUAAAAGACAACAAUCUCUGUCCUACAGGCUGUGGUCACGCCUGUGAAUUUAUUUAAUAGGAAAUAAUUUAUGUACAGUUUUGUUUGCUCAAUAUUUACACUAGUAAGCAGAAAUUAAUUAUUUAUAUUAAUCAUAUAUCAUUGUUUUUGCUGAGCUAGUCAAACAUUGAAAAUAAGGUGUUUUUUUUUCUAAUUUAUGGCUUUUGUGUUUAUUGUUAGAUAAUUUAUUAUGAAAGACCCAUGUGAAAAAGUAUAAAAAUGAGGCUUUUCCUUUGUUCCUAAAAUAUGCCAUAUACAUGGCACAAAAGACUGCAUUAUAUUCAUUUUUAAUACAUUUCAAUAUGUACAGUUUCUUUUAGAAUUAUAAUUUACAUAUAAUAUUUAUUGAA